Ustilago hordei is the source of this 480-nucleotide messenger RNA. RefSeq lists its product as uncharacterized. NCBI's taxonomy places the organism in Eukaryota, Fungi, Basidiomycota, Ustilaginomycetes, Ustilaginales, Ustilaginaceae. The record is from RefSeq and is a predicted model, not a curated record. Bases 1 to 480 code for a protein of 159 amino acids. Gene Ontology annotation, molecular function: fatty acyl-CoA hydrolase activity. The transcript is spliced from 2 exons.
AUGGCUUCAAACGCCUCCGCAGAGGGCGUGGUCACACUGAAAAUGAUCAACGAACUCCAACAGCAAGUUCUCGACAACAAUCCCAUCUACAAAUACUUGCUUUCCGAUCUAACAAUCAUCCACGUCUCCCCCGGCCUCAUCGAAGCACAAGUUCCAGUCUCAAAAACUCUCAUGAACAGCAAAUCCAUCCUCCAUGGCUCCACUUCGGCAACCAUUAUCGAUUGGAUCGGAGGCAUCGUCAUUGCUUCCACUUCGCCUGAUCGUUUCAAGAACCGCGGUGUCAGUGUCGAUAUCCAUGUGACGUAUGUUGGUGCUGCGAAAGAGGGCGAUCUGUUGUUGAUCAAGGGUACAAGUAGUAAGGUCGGAAGGAAUUUGGCAUUUAUCCAUGUUGAGAUCAAGGCAAGGAAACAGGGUGGGAGGGAAACGGGGGAGGAUGAUAGGGUGGUUGUAAAAGGGAGUCACACUAAAUAUGUUGGUUGA